AACGGUGUGUGCUCCUUUAGUAAUCUGCAGGAUGCCGCCGUGAUCGUGUGGCGUCCGCAUUUUUUCUUCGAUUGGUCAACUGUGUCACAUGUGUCAUGAAUUUGUGUACAGAAAACCAUACGAAGACCAUUGUAUACUGAUUUAUAAAGUGUUCAUUCAGCAAAGAUUGACUCCAGCAAACGAAUCAACGCAAAUCGAAGACAAGCGUGGGAUUUCGUGCAGGGGUUGCAAUAGAUGCAUCGUUGAAUCCUGACAUCGGGGCACAUAUGUCCGCUCCAAGAGAAAGAUAGGAAUAUUACAUCGAAUGUUUCAGUUCGCUAUGAGUACAGGAGGAAGAUCGUCCACAGGGAGAAGAUGACCCCACGACGACACGUGUUCGCGGUGAUACGACGAACGCUACUAGCUGCUGGUAUCCUCACGUUAUUGGUGUUGGCUUUAUCGAGUCAGGACACCAGCAACAACACGCAACAAGGCCUUUUGUUGGAGGAGGAUUCGAACCUAACGCCGGAGGAAAGAUUGAUGGAAGAGGAGACAAACGCCGAAACGGAGAAACGAUUGUACGCUAGGAGGAAGUUCCUGGCAGAGAAGUGUGCCGAGGAAGGAUUAGACCGACCUGGGAACGACUCUCUUCAUAGGCCGAACGCCUGGGAAUUCCUUGUAAAUAGAGAGUAUCAUUUGAUAUGGUGCAACGUGUUCAAAGCGGCUUCUACCUCCUGGAUGUACAAUUUCAAUCUGCUCGCUGGAUACAGUCCACAAUUUCUGAAGGCAUCAAAAGCCGUACCAGUUUCCUUGGCGAGACAGAAGUAUCCUCGACAUACGGCAGAAGAAUUGAACAGGUUCCUUAACGACAGUAUCAGCUUCCUAAUCGUUAGACACCCGUUCGAGAGGUUGCUCAGCGCUUACAGAGACAAAUUGGAGCACAGUUUACCGCAUACAUUCCAUAGCAAUCUUGGAGCUCAUAUCGUUUGGCAUUACAGAUCUAGGGAUCCAAAAACAAAUGGACGACACGGUCCGAGGUAUCCGCUAUUCGAGGAGUUUGUACGAUGGCUAUUGUGUCAGUGGAAAGCUGGCAAUGAAUUGGACAUGCACUGGACACCGGUGGUGAACUUCUGUACACCGUGUCAAGUGAGAUUCGACGUGAUUGCGAAAUUUGAAACACUUCACGAAGACCAAGAUUAUCUCAUAAAGCAAGCGCACGUAGGCCACAUCAUUAAACCAGAGUGGAAGAAUCCCACCAGAGGUGUCCAAACAAAAGAUGUAAUAAAAAAUUACUUCACUCAGUUGUCUAAAUCACAGAUCAAACACCUCUAUGAGAUGUUUAGGUAUGACUUUGUGCUUUUUGAUUAUUCUCCUGACGAUUUUAUCGCUCUUGGGAGAGACGAAGACAGUGUACUAAUAUGUAAAAAAUAGUAGCAGUACUUCGUAUAGUUUGUAAGUGCAUUUAGCAUCUGAAUUUCAUUUUUCUUUGAACGCAUUACGUGACGCUCUUUGAGUAGCGUUGAUUACAACGAAAAUAUUAGAUAGGAAAUGCCUUUUCAGGGCUAAAACAAAGAGAAAAACAUAUUCGAUCGUGCAGGGUAACAGUGUACGCGAAGACACUACUGCUUUUUUAAUAAACGAAAUACGGUCUAAUAAAUUGAUGAUAGGACUUAAGAGAACUUUAACAAAAUAUUUGUAAGUUGUUAUAAACUGAUGCAAGAGCAGUUUUUAAUGAAUUGAAUGAAAAAAGAAAUUGGGAAUAUCUCAUUGCUUUGAUACUUGAGCUAUGAACAAUGAUGAAUUUCUUAAUGUAUAAGAACCUAUAGUAGGAAUUAUUCUCACUUUGUUAAUCCCUACUGCUCAAACGAAAAUCAUUUGUUUAUAAACAAAGUGAGAAAUAGAAAACUUUGUAUUCCCAUUGAAUAUAAACAAAAUAAUUAUUCUUUGUUCGAUGGAAUUGAAUUGCAAAAGAUUAUAAUGCACUUUAUAAAGAUUUAUUGAUUCCCUAAUCUUUCCAUAUUUCAUGAGAUACAUUUAUAUUUUCUCCAACUUUACAUGUAUAUAUUUCUGUGUAUAUAAAUAUAAAUAUGUUAAUAUAAAAUAUUGUUAUAAUAGUUUUUAUUACCAUUGUACAAAUGGUAAUAGUACUGACUCAAGGAAAUAUAUGGUAUAUAACAAUAUUGUACUAUUAAGAUACAUUAAAUUCUAUGGCUUCCAAAUACAAGAAUAUAGGAAUCCAUGAAUUUUAAAUUUUUUAGCACUUGCAUAUCCUAUAAAAAACGUAUUUAAGUUAAGCAGGGUUACAUUUUCACAAUAAAUAAGCAUUUCUACAAUAACUUAAUAACAAAUAUACCACACUGUGCAGUACUUAAGGCUAUAAUGGAACAAUUUUCCAGUAUUAAAAGAUUUUGUGCAAAUGAAACAAAGUUCUUUGUGAGAUGGAAGUAGCUUAUAAACUGAUACAAUGUAAUAAAAUUUAAUCCCUUAUAAUUUUAUAAAUUAGAAAUACAAAAUGACAAUAAUUAUUUUGUGAAAUAAAAGGAUUUGAAAAGUUGAA
Molecule: messenger RNA, 2536 nt
Organism: Osmia bicornis bicornis
Lineage: Eukaryota; Metazoa; Arthropoda; Insecta; Hymenoptera; Megachilidae
Product: carbohydrate sulfotransferase 11
Exons: 7
Coding region: 355-1410 (351 amino acids)
Biological process (GO): carbohydrate biosynthetic process
Cellular component (GO): membrane
Molecular function (GO): sulfotransferase activity
Source: RefSeq, a predicted model, not a curated record